AUGUCGCGAAAAAGCUCUUCCUCGCUUGAGCCGAAACAAUUAUCGGUUACGGUUGUCGAGGAGACGCCAUUUCCAACCAAAAUACAAAAUGGAACAAGUGGAGUGGUGGCUGCUGGUGGCUCAAUGGAGUUUUAUAAGCCUAUUGAUAAAUAUGAAGGGAAGCACAGGUAUGACCCAACUGCUGAAUGGACAGAAAAGGAAGAGAAGAAAUUAGUCCGAAGGCUCGACUACAAGAUCUGCUCUUGGGUCGGCUUAAUGUUUUUUGCCCUCCAGCUCGAUCGUGGUAAUAUCGGACAGGCGCUAUCAGAUGGAAUGCUUGAUGACCUCAAACUAACAACCAACCAAUAUAAUUACGGCAUGACGAUAUUCUAUCUUUGCUUCCUGUGCGCAGAAGUACCAUCGCAGAUGAUCUCGAAAAAGCUCGGCCCCGACAGAUGGAUUCCCAUUCAAAUGGUUCUGUGGAGCGUCGUUGGAGUUUGCCAAGGCGUUAUCACCGGAGAGAAAAGCUUCUAUGCCACCCGAGCCCUACUUGGCAUCAUUGAAGGUGGCUUUAUCCCCGAUGCACUCCUCUACCUAUCAUACUUCUACACAAACAAGGAGAUGCCAAUGCGAGUUGCCGUUUUCUACUGUUUCUCCAACGCGACCUCUAUAGUCGCGGCGUUCCUGGCAUUUGGUAUUCUUCGCAUGCGAGACAUUGGGGGCUGGGAAGGUUGGAGGUGGUUGUUCGCUCUAGAGGGCGCUUUGACAUUCAUUAUUGGUAUCAUCUCUUGGUUUUAUUUACCUCCUAGUCCGACUGAAACUGCAAGUUGGUUUCGAGGCAAGGAUGGUUGGUUCACGGAGAGAGAGGAGGUCAUUAUGGUCAAUCGAGUCUUGCGAGAUGAUCCAGCAAAGGGCGGGAUGCAUAAUCGCCAAGGUCUUACACCAAAACUCCUAUGGCAAUCUCUUAUGGACUACGAUCUUUGGCCAAUGUAUCUAAUGAGCCUUACGCUGCUCAUUCCUGUCACCCCCGAAAGUGCCUAUUUGACGCUAUUUUUGAGGUCCCUUGGCUUCGAUACAUUUGAGGUCAAUCUUCUGACCAUUCCUGGAACCGUGCUAUUUUUGUUUCAACUGGUGUUUUGGUCAUGGGUGUCUGAAAAGAUCAACAACCGCAUGGCCAUUGUGUUGUUCUACUCCCUUUGGGUCUUCCCUCUUUUGAUGGCGCUGGAACUGAUGCCAUUGACCGCAAGUGCUUGGAGUUGGUAUGCAGUUACAGUGCUGAUUAUUGGUUUCCCAUAUAUCCACUCUAUCAACGUCAGCUUGAUCUCACGGAAUUCCGGUUCUGUGCGGACGCGCACUGUGGGAAGUGCAGUAUAUAACAUGAUUGGCCAAGCAGGCGCGAUCAUCUCUUCCAAUAUAUAUCGGACUAAUGACAAACCUUUCUACCGGACAGGAAACAAGAUUCUCCUUGCAAUUCUGGGCUGGAAUGUUGUGAUGACCGUCUUUGUCAAAAGUUACUACAUUUGGAGAAACAAAACGCGCGAAGAGACAUGGAAUGCUAUGAGUCCCGAGCAAAAGCACCAUUACCUGAGCACGACGAAAGAUGAGGGAAAUAAACGUCUGGACUUCCGUUUUUCUCACUAG
Penicillium paradoxum is the source of this 1620-nucleotide messenger RNA. RefSeq lists its product as uncharacterized. Gene Ontology annotation, biological process: transmembrane transport. Gene Ontology annotation, cellular component: membrane. The record is from RefSeq and is a predicted model, not a curated record. Bases 1 to 1620 code for a protein of 539 amino acids. Gene Ontology annotation, molecular function: sulfate transmembrane transporter activity. The transcript is spliced from 5 exons. NCBI's taxonomy places the organism in Eukaryota, Fungi, Ascomycota, Eurotiomycetes, Eurotiales, Aspergillaceae.